Messenger RNA from Botrytis sinoallii, 1368 nucleotides. RefSeq lists its product as uncharacterized. The record is from RefSeq and is a predicted model, not a curated record. The coding region runs from base 1 to 1368 and encodes 455 amino acids. The transcript is spliced from 14 exons. NCBI's taxonomy places the organism in Eukaryota, Fungi, Ascomycota, Leotiomycetes, Helotiales, Sclerotiniaceae.
AUGACUUCCUUAGAUCAACCGCCGUCGGAACAGCAGCCAGAGAAAAAACUAUGGUAUCGUUCAUCGCUCUUCAAUGCCUUUGUAAUAGGCGCAGUAGGGUUUCUGGCCCCAGGAAUGUGGAAUGCGAUGUCUUCUCUAGGUGCUGGAGGUGCGGAAUCGCCGUUUUUGGUUAAUGCUGCUAAUGCAUUGGUUUUUGGUUUGAUGGGAAUAUUUUGUGUACUAGGAGGACCAAUUGCGAAUCGGAUAGGAUUGAAAUAUACAUUGACACUUGGAGCAGUGGGAUAUCCAGUUUAUUCUGUAGGAUUAUUCUGGGCUUCAGAGGGGGCAGUUGCGUUGGGAUAUCCGGAACCGGCAAAAAGAGGAAAAUAUAUGAAUAUUUGGUUGUGGUUUCGUACAGGAGGACCGCUUGUUGGUGGUGCUAUUGUUUUGGGUCUUAAUCAUGCGAGCAACCAAAAGAAAAAGGGAAAGGUUGGGUACGCUGUGUACAUUAUCUUCAUUACCCUUCAAUGUCUAGCUGCUUUCAUAGCUCUUGCACUCUCUCCUCCGGACAAGGCCCAAAGAUCAGAUGGAUCGAAAAUCAAGAUUGUACAUGAAAAAUCUUUCAAGGCAGAGAUCAAAGCGCUCACUAAAACAUGUGCAAGACGCGAUAUUCUACUCCUAUUGCUUGUCUUUUGGGCUGCAUACUUUAAUCAAUACUCUGGAAAUUAUGAGGUUUAUUACUUCGGAGUUCGUGCUAGAGCUUUGAUUGGCUUUGUCGGAAAUUUUGCCAAUUUGUUCGCAUCACAAAUCAUGAGUACGCUACUUGAUUACAAGAAAAUCUCAGUCAAGCAACGCCUUAACAUCGGUUUCUACUACGUGAUUUUCUGGCAUAUCGUAGCUUGGAUAUACGCUUGGGUUUUCAAUGAGAAAUUCGGUGCCGAACAACCUGAUCUCGAUUGGACCGAUGGAGAAUUCACAAAGGGGUUUUUUGUCAUCUUAUUAUGGUCUUUCUCACAACAGUCGCUGCAAAAUUGGCUCUACUAUUUCGUAUCCACAAAAAAAGAUAAUAUUUCAGAAUUAUCACGCUUUACAGGAAUCCUGCGCGGCCAAGAAAGCUUCGCCCAAGCUGUCUCUUUCGGUAUCAACACGAGAGAUUGGUAUAGAGGUCGUGUUCCAAUGGGUGUGAAUACUAUCUUACUUGUAAUUUGCCUGCCAACAACCUAUCUCGCCCUCCGCGAACAUGUUCCAGUUGAAACACCCAAAGAUUACGGAUCCGAGCCAGUCAAACCAUCUGAGCCUGGUCUAGAACCGGGAUAUGAAACUACUCACUCGGAUGAUAAACAGGUUUUGAAAUUGGCUGUUGGACAGACAGUCGAGGCGGGAAUGUGA